Lingula anatina is the source of this 4230-nucleotide messenger RNA. RefSeq names its product electroneutral sodium bicarbonate exchanger 1. Gene Ontology annotation, biological process: bicarbonate transport; regulation of intracellular pH; transmembrane transport. NCBI's taxonomy places the organism in Eukaryota, Metazoa, Brachiopoda, Lingulata, Lingulida, Lingulidae. Gene Ontology annotation, molecular function: solute:inorganic anion antiporter activity; sodium:bicarbonate symporter activity; monoatomic anion transmembrane transporter activity. The record is from RefSeq and is a predicted model, not a curated record. Gene Ontology annotation, cellular component: plasma membrane.
GCUGCAAGAAUGUGUCCUAUACCUUUCGUGUCAGUGAAAACUGUCACCAGCUUUCUGCAAAUCACGGUCCUGUUUCUAACGCCGUGAUCUGGCCGGUGACAAGUAUCCGCCGUAACUGCCCGACUGACGCACCUGUGUUGAGAACGACUUCUUUUGCGCGACGCGCACACGCAGUCGGCCAGAAUUUCGCUUCGUCCCGUACAUGAGCCAACACACACUCACACACGUCGCUCGCAAGAAGUAAACACCAACCGUGUUGACGCACGUGUUCACUGAUCCCAGAACUACAUUUACGAUUUACGACUCUAUUGAACCGGUUUUGGCCGAAUUGAAACUGAGAUUGCGCAUCACAGGCUGACAGGGGCAACAAUUUUUGGUGACAGUUGCUAAUAUCGCUACCGACAGGUAAGGAUGGCGAACAAGGGAACACGACUCAGUGCCCACUCGCUGUCGUCUCUUGGAUCCGACAAGACAGAAAGGGAGGGCCUGCUGAGUGAUUCCCACUCCCCCGAAAAAGACCCACCCAGUCCCGUGAGGAAAUGCAAAUCGUGGCAAGAGGUGAGUGCCAACCCAUGGCUGAACCCCAAAGCUUCCAAAAAAGUUGGCUUCAACGUGGACAUAGAUUCCGGCCACAUUAAGUUAGAAGUCAAAGAUCUAUUUUGUGAACUAUCAGAACUGAAGCGGUUCAAGGGCGUCGAACAUGAAGAAUGGAUGGAAACGGCAAGAUGGGUGAAAUUCGAAGAAGUUUUAGAGUUAGGCGGGAAGCGUUGGUCCAAGCCCCGAGUAGCCACUUUGUCAUACAAAUAUUUGAAGGAGCUGAAGGACAUACUGCACAAUGGAUCCGUCAUUUUGGACCUGGACGGUUCCAACAUGUUGGAAAUUUCCGACAUGCUGGCUUACAGACUAUUGAAGACCCAUCUUCACGGCAUUGAUCUGCAGCAGGUGAUCGAAGUUUUCCUGCGGAAACAUCAUCACCAACACGAGAAGCGGUCAAAAAAGCGACCUCCUACCGUGGACGUCAAUACACCAGGCGGAGAGCCAAAGUCCCCAAACCGUUCACGGGCGAACAGCCUGGUGGGUAGACGAGGGUCUAAAGGUCACAAUUAUAGUCGUAACCUGACUGCUUCGUUAAACCACCUUACCAAUUCGCCAAGCGACAACCGCACGCGGACCUCUUCCAUCUCGAAGAGUCUGAACAGCUUCCGGCUGGCCUCGGACACGGAUGAGGAUGGAGGGAUCGAGCUGGAAACGGAUGCUGAUGACCUCAUGGCGGACUCCGAGGGGGAGGCGGAACCGGAGUCUCCCCCUCCUCAAGAGGGGGAAGAGGAGGAGGGGGAGGGGGAAGAUGGGAGUCCUGGUCUCGCGCUGAGUAACCUGUACAAGCACAACAGAAACUUUCUGCGCAAGAUCCCCCAAGGAGCAGAGGCAUGCAACAUUUUCUCCGGGGGUGUGGACUUCCUGACACACCCUGUCUGCUUCUUAGCCCGUCUGUCGAACAGCACUGUUCUGGGAGAUAUGACCGAGGUUUCCCUGCCGACGAGGUUUAUAUUCUUCCUCCUCGGCCCGAAAGGCGGAGAGAACCCCAUCAACUACCAUGAACUGGGUCGGGUUAUGGGGACUCUGAUGUGUGACGAGGUAUUCAAAGAAGUAGCCUACAAAGCCAGGUCCAAGCACGAUGUUGUGCUGGCAAUCGAUGAAUUCCUGAGCAACACGACUUUGCUGCCCCCUAGUGAGUGGGAUCCUUCUAUUAGGAUAGAGCCCCCGCAGAGUGUGCCUUCACAGGCAAGAAGGAGGAAAGUCGUUCGACGCCAGAUGAAGCAUUCUCAUUCGCACCAGCACUUGCCAGAGGAACAGCAUUCUGACUCCGAAGAUGAAGCUGAGCAUGCGCGAGACUCCGGAAUCGGAGAAGAAUCUACUUUGUCAAGAACUGGAAAAUUAUUUGGUGGACUCGUCCAAGACGUAAAAAGAAAGAUCAAGUUUUACGUGAGUGAUGUGAAAGACGCUCUGCACAUCCAGUGUUUGGCCACAAUUUUGUUUUUAUACUUUGCUUGCCUUACAGCCAAUGUGACUUUCGGAGGACUACUUGGCAUUUCAACUGACCUUCAUAUGGCAAAUAUAGAGAACCUUGUGGCCGCUGGGUUUGUGGGGAUAACCUAUGCGCUAUUUUCUGGCCAGCCGCUCACUAUCAUGGGCAGUACCGGACCGAUGUUGGUCUUUGAAGGGGUUUCGUACAGGUUUUGCAAAGAAAACGGUAUUGACUACCUACCAUUCCGUUUUUGGGAGGGCAUGUGGACAGCGCUUAUUCUACUGACCAUCGUGAUCUUUGACCUGAGCGCCCUGGUCAGGUACAUCACCAAGUUCACCGAGGAAAGCUUUGCCAUGUUGAUUUCGGUGAUCUUUAUCGUUGAAGCUGUCGAGAAAUCUAUCCACAUCUUGAAAAAAGCUCCCAUUGAACUACACACAUUCUCGGCGGAUUAUUCGCAAGAAAGUUGUUUCUGUGAGUACCGUCCAAAUGUGACUCAAAGCAAUAUGACAACCAUGAGCAGCGGGUUCGUUCUUGCUGUUAAACGAGGAUGCGCCGACUUUGGAGGCGAGCUGAUUGGCGACGGAUGUCCCGACUCCCCUUACGUCCCCGAUGUGUUCCUUUUCUCCAUUUUGCUUUUCAUUGGGACAUUCACAAUUGCUAUGGCCUUGAAGAGCUUCAGAGGAAGCGGCUACCUGCCCUCUAGGGUGCGUUCCAUUGUGGGCGACUUUGCAGUUCCCAUAGCUAUCGCCAUCAUGGUCACCACAGACCGUAUUGUUGACAUUAAAACCCCAAAACUGUCAGUGCCGACCAAAUUCCAGCCAUCGAUUGAUCGCAAUUGGAUCGUCAACCCCCUGGGGAGCAAUGCAUGGUGGACCAUUCUAGCGGCAGCCAUCCCCGCCCUCUUGGUUUCUAUCCUCAUUUUCAUGGACCAGCAAAUUACGUCCGUGAUCGUGAACCGCAAAGAAAACAAACUGAAGAAAGGCUGUGGCUACCACUUGGACGUAAUGGUAUUGACGAUUCAGAUCGCAGUUUGCUCUGUAUUUGGGCUGCCCUGGAUGGUGGCGGCGACCGUGAGGUCAAUGACCCAUAUUAACAGCUUGAAGAUGACAAGCGAGUGCAGCGCCCCUGGAGAGAAACCUGAGUUUCUAGGAGUGAGGGAGCAACGCGUCACCGGAUUCGUGAUUUUCGUGUUGAUGGGCUUGUCUGUGUUCAUGUCGACAUACCUCAACUAUGUCCCUAUGCCAGUGUUGUAUGGGGUAUUUCUAUACAUGGGCGUGUCAGCACUAUUCGACAAAGAGCUUGUGCAGAGAGUACUGAUCGUAUUCAUGCCCAACAAGUACCAACCGGACUAUAUGUUUUUGCGGCACGUUAAGACGAGGCGUGUUCACAUCUUCACCUUAAUACAGAUCGUCUGCUUGAUUUUGUUGUGGAUCGUGAAGUCGGUGAAGGCUAUUUCUAUCGCUUUUCCGUUGAUGGUGUUACUUAUGUGCGUAGUCAGGAAGUUCCUUGAGAGAAUCUUUAACCAAAGAGAACUAUUUUGGCUGGACGAUCUGCUUCCAGGGCAGAAAGAAGCAGAAGGCAAAAAGAACGAGGAUGCAACGGAUGUAGAAGGAAAGGACAAAUUAUUGGACCGCGGCCUUUCCUCAGAUGAAGAAUACGGCAAUGAAAUAGUCAUCAAAAUAAACGAGAUGAAUGGAAAUCAGGGAAGCAAGGACACAGCUGAAAAAGAAAAAGAGAAAGAAACAGAAGCAAAUACAAAAGUAUAACAUGGUGGAAAGACAACUAAAUGUUUAAUGUAGUUAAAAAAACAAAAACAGUAAAUGCCGGAUUCACGUGACACACCGUUUUGAUUUAUCACAGCAGUGGUCCAGCAUUAAGAUCGUGUGGAAAUAUUUGGUUGCCAAAAUCAUCACACAAGUGACAAUGGACAUUAGAAUUAUCUUUCUUUUAAAGUGAAAACUGUAUGUCUCAUAAGAGUAGUCUCCUAACGGUAGGCAAGACCAUGUAUGUACCAUACUCUAAGCAUCUGUGCUUAUUUGUUCUACUAAUCAGAUGAUUAGAUGAUAUGUGGAAUUAGAGUAAGUAACAGCUUAUUUUUAAGCAGCUUAGAAAGCUGUUUUGCGGGCAAAAAUAGCAACAGUAUUCGGAUAAUCAGAGCUACCCAUGUCAUGUAAUCAGAUGAACAGUAAUACUCAGAAGAAAUC